AUGACUUUAGAUCCAAUCGAUUGGAAAUCAACACGUGAACAAGCACAUCAAAUGCUUGAUAUAGCAUUAGAUGUUCUUGAAAAAUCUCGUGAAAAACCCGCAUGGUUACCACUACCAACAGAAGUUCAACAACAUCUCACAAAAGAAAAUUUACUAAAAGAAGGAAAAAGUUUAAAAAAAGUUUGUGAAGAUAUGACGAAAGAUGUUUUAUCUUCUUGUGGUGAUAAUACACAUCCAAGAUUUUGGGGUUGA
This is a messenger RNA of Rotaria sordida, 252 nucleotides long. The record is from the annotation of a GenBank genome assembly. Lineage: Eukaryota; Metazoa; Rotifera; Eurotatoria; Philodinida; Philodinidae.